AUGCAGACGGAAGAGGAGACGGCGACCGCAGAAGAGCCCAUUUUGGAGGAAGGGGCAGGGAGAGAGCAGCAACGGCCAGUCCAGCAGUCUCUGGCCUCCUCCCUGUGUCGGGAGUCCCAUUGGAAGUGCCUCCUCCUGACUGUCCUCAUGUACGGCUGCUUCGCCACGUUGGCCUGGUGCGCCCUGUGUCGCGUCCCCGUGCUCGGCUCCUCCUCCAUAACCCUUGGUGCGGACGACGAUGCCACCUCGGCGGCCUACUACAAUGACAUCCUGCACUUGGAGAGUCCGUGUUCUAGUGGCUACGUCUACAUCCCCCUGGCGUUCCUGGCCAUGCUGUAUGUGGUUUACCUGGUGGAGUGUUGGCACUGCUUCUCCAAGACUGCCAUGUUGGCUCAUGCUGAAUUCCAGGAAGUGUAUGAGCGUGUGCAGAGGCUUCAGCAGGCCACGCCCUGCAUCUGGUGGAAGGCCAUCAGCUAUCACUAUGUGAGGAGGACCAGGCAGGUGACCAGAUACCGCAACGGGGAUGCAUAUACCACCACACAGGUCUACCAUGAGCGAGUGAACACCCACGCCUCCAGCUCUGAGUUUGACUACGCCCGAUAUGGGGUCAAAGAUGUAUCCAAGGAGCUGCUGGACCUUCAGCUGCAUCCUGCUGUCCGGCUCCGCUUCACCAAGUGUUUCAGCUUCUCCAGCGCACGUGCUGAGGCUGCCUACCUCACCCAGCGGGCACGUUUCUUUGGAGAGAACGAGGGGCUUGACGAUUACAUGGAGGCCAGGGAGGGAAUGCACCUGAAGAAUGUGGAUUUCCGGGAGCACAUCCUGGCAUUCCCGGAUCCUGCUCGCCAGCCGUGGUAUUCCAGGCACAGGGUGUUCUGGCUGGCUUCAGCUUUCCUCCUGUCAUGGCCGCUGCGUGUCGUUGCAGAAUAUCGCACAGCAUACGUCCACUACCAUGUAGAGAAGCUGUUUGGGGAGGACGAAGACACUGGAGGAGGAGGUGGCGGGGUUGGGGGUGGAGGUGGGAGAGGGGAUGGCUGUGAGGGGGGGACUGAGAAUGGAGUCCACGGUGGAGGUAUUGGCUUUGGAAUUGGACUCAACGGGACGAGCUACAGAGCGAUCUCUCGGGUCAACACAGUGGACAUGACAGAGCUGGAGUGGCACAUCCGCUGCAACCAACAGAUGGUCCCCAGCUAUUCUGAAGCUCUCCUCAUGGAUUUGGACACAAGUGGGGGAACCAACGCCACCACCACCACCCCCAUUUCCGGACCUCCAGGCACCACUCCUGGCCAGGGGGGUAACUCAGCUCCUCUAGCGCUGCCCGUUGUCUUCAACUCAGCUUACCUCCUUCAGAGCUGCCCCCGAUGUCGGAGGACCACCUCAAGCUCCAGCCUACCCUCCAGGCUAAGGGCGCCAACGGGAACCACGGCCCUGCUGAAUGCCACCGUUGCCGGGAUUAGAGCACAGGGAGGUGGAGGUGGAGGAGGGAGGCUGGUGCUGAGUCGAAGCGGGUUCUCCCUCGGGAGACUUGGAAAUGGGCGCCCGGCCAGCCUGUUUCAUUCGCGAAGCAUGGGGGGAGGCCUGGGAGGGAGAGGGGAAGAUGGAGGAGGAAGUGGAGGAGGAAGCGGCGGAGGUGGCAGUGGAGGUGGAGGUGGUGGUGGAGGUGGCGGUGGAGGUGGAGGAUUCCUCGGGUUAGGGUCGAGACAGGACGAUGAAGAGAGCAGGGGCGUGCUGGAAGGAGAAGGGGAUGAGGACGAGGAAGAGGAGGAAGAAGUUAGGAGGAGGGAGGACAGGGGUAGUGGAGGGGGGGAGAGAGAUGAAGAAGCAGAGCAGGAUGGUGGAGAGGGGGUCCAGGGAGGGAGGGACGGCGAGAGGGAUCGACCUCCACCCUACCAGGACGCUUUCUUCUUCCCCGUUCUCAUCGUACACGGAGAGGAGAGCUGCCACGCCGGGGAUGACAUGUGA
Messenger RNA from Myripristis murdjan (pinecone soldierfish), 1959 nucleotides. Its product is annotated as transmembrane protein 151B. The transcript is spliced from 6 exons. NCBI's taxonomy places the organism in Eukaryota, Metazoa, Chordata, Actinopteri, Holocentriformes, Holocentridae. The record is from RefSeq and is a predicted model, not a curated record. Bases 1 to 1959 code for a protein of 652 amino acids.